Molecule: messenger RNA, 1595 nt
Organism: Pseudovirgaria hyperparasitica
Lineage: Eukaryota; Fungi; Ascomycota; Dothideomycetes; Acrospermales; Acrospermaceae
Product: mitochondrial carrier
Exons: 2
Coding region: 183-1448 (421 amino acids)
Source: RefSeq, a predicted model, not a curated record
CGAGCAAUCGCCAAGGACGAUGAUCUCAUGCGGACAGUUCGUGGUUGUGUUCAACCUCGGGGUAAUAUCUCACAACAUGGCGUGACGCUCUUUACUUCAUCCUAUGCAGUGUGCAUCUGAAGAGAGCAUCAUCAAUCAAAGCACGCCUUAAACUCUCGUUGACUCAGCUUCGCAGUAUAGCAAUGGCGGCCUUUGUAUACAACAGCCAGCUGGAUGCGUUUGCUCUGUACCACCAGAUCCAGGCAGAGUCUCCCACCAAGAAGCUAGGGGGUCCUGAUCUCCCUGCACUCGGCCAUGCUCUCUCGGGAGCCACAGCAACCGCUGUCGCGAACGUUCUAAUAUAUCCCCUUGAACUUGUCAUCACGCGCCUUAAAGUCCAGAACCAGCCAGACAAGACCCAGGGAUCUGAAGAGAAGACAUAUGACGGUAUACUAGAUGCUGUGCAGAAGAUAUAUACAGAAGACGGGGGCCUUUCGGCUUUCUACAGUGGAUGUCUAUACGACACAGGAAAGAGCAUCGCCGAUUCUUUUCUCUUCUUCCUUGCAUAUAACUUCCUACGCACGCGCCGCCAGAAUGCUCACAAAGACCUGAAAUCUCUACCUGUCAGUGAGGAACUCAUGGUCGGAAUGGCAGCGGGAGCGUUCGGGAAGUUCUUCACAACACCAAUUCAGCAGGUCGUCACUCGGAAACAGACCGCUGCGCCAGGUUCAAAAGCAUCUCUAGCCCAGAUCAUAUCGAAAACCAAAGCCGAAAAGGGCAUCGCAGGAUUUUGGUCGGGCUACUCUGCGACGCUUAUAUUAACGCUCAAUCCAUCAUUGACAUUUCUGUUCCAUGAACUGUUUCUGAAAAUGACAGUACCGAGGUCGAAACGGGAAAAUCCAGGUCCUUGGCUGACCUUUCUGCUCGCUGCUGCGAGCAAAAGUCUUGCAUCUACAAUUACAUACCCCUUCUCGCUGGCUAAAACACGGGCGCAAGUCUCGCCUGUAGCAACAGAGAAGCUGCAAGACACCAAAGGACAUGAAAAAGUCACAGAAAAGCUGAGCAAAGUCGCCGCGCACCAAUUGACCCUUUUCAGCUCCCUUGUCCGAAUUGCACACGAGGAUGGGAUCCUUGCGCUAUAUCAGGGAGUAGGAGGGGAAGUACUAAAAGGGUUCUUCUCUCAUGGUCUGACCAUGCUCAUGAAGGAACGCAUACAUCUCGCAAUCAUACAGCUGUACUAUCUGAUUCUAAAGGCAUUGAAGAAAUAUCCCACCCCAGAACAAAUGGCUGAAUCGGCGAAAGAAGGUGCUCAAGCUGCUGCAACGAAGGGUCAAGAAAUACUCCAGCAAGCGUCAGAGUCGACGCAGGAAGCGCUUUCGAAAGGGAAAAAAGAAGUCGAGAAUUUGUAUGUUGAGAGCAAGGAGACUACGAAGAGUCUUUUGUGGGGCGUUGUUGAUGACGAUGAAUAAUAAAAUGGACAGGGAUGGCUAAGGGAUAAUAUUGGGUGUUCGGGAGUUAAAGAAAUGUGAUGGGAAGCUUCAUGCGACAAAUUCGCAGAUAUUUCGUUUGAGAUACCAAAAUGCAACCAUUUGAGAUUCAAUAAAUAUGUUGCCUAU